AUGGCAGAGGAAAAAGGCACUCGCAACCAUGCCGACUCCGACUCCGACCGUUUAGAUGCCCUCAACCGAUUCCGCUCCGCAGCGAGCAUCAGCAUGACGCCGGAGCUAUUCGAGAAGCUGUAUCUGGCGCCGCAGAGCAAAGUCAAGGGACAGCUGAGAGAUACGUUUGGAAACCCGACGCCGAUUGCUCUUGUCGGUUUCCUCAUGGCUUUGACGCCAUUGUCAUGUGCUCUCAUGGGUUGGCGCGGCGCAGGCGGUGACGGCGCAGCGACAAUCUACCUAGGUGAAACAGAGAUUGCUAACGAUGAAUUCUUUGCUGCUAGCCCGGUGUACUUCUUUCAGGGCGGAAUCCUCAUGACCCUCGGUGGCCUACUCGAAUGGAUCCUUGGCAAUAGCUUUCCCGCAGUGGUGUUUUGCACAUUUGGUACAUUCUGGCUCUCGUAUGGAGGCGUGUUGAAUCCGUCUUUUGCGGCGUUUUCUUCAUUCGCGAGCGAGAACGAAGCUGGUGCAGAAGGUCUUAAAACAACAGGCUUCAAUGCCGGUCUUGGGUUUUGGUUUCUCUUCAUGGGACUACUCUGUAUUAUAUUCCUCAUCUGCUCGCUACGCACCAACGUUGCCUUCUUCGUCAUCUUUCUCAGCCUGGCUAUUGCUUUUGGACUUUUGACAGGUGCUUUUUGGGCGCAGGCGGAAGAUUUUGCGGGAAACUCUGACUAUGCUCACAAAUUGCUCGUGGGCGCUGGCGCUUCGGCUUUUGUGACGUGUUUGGCUGGGUGGUAUAUCCUUUUAGCCAUUUCGUUGGCCAUUGUCGAUUUUCCAAUUCAGAUUCCUGUAGGAGACUUGAGCAAUGUGGUCAAGGGAAGGUCUAUCAGAGAAAGGUAG
This is a messenger RNA of Trichoderma gamsii, 879 nucleotides long. RefSeq lists its product as hypothetical. Bases 1 to 879 code for a protein of 292 amino acids. Gene Ontology annotation, cellular component: plasma membrane. Gene Ontology annotation, molecular function: acetate transmembrane transporter activity. The transcript has 5 exons. The record is from RefSeq and is a predicted model, not a curated record. Lineage: Eukaryota; Fungi; Ascomycota; Sordariomycetes; Hypocreales; Hypocreaceae.